CCCACAGAGGCUCCUGGUCCUCCUCUUCUGACUGCCCGGCUGUUUCUGACAGGAUUUCGACCCUUUGGAGGCCUCCCACAAUGUCUGUCGAGCCUUCAGGGCGGCUGUCCUUGAGGGAAGCGAGUUCAAAUCCUCCAGAGAGAUUUUUCUUCAUCUCCACAGAGGAUUCCUGGACAGGACAGGAGAGGAAGAUAGAGAAAGUACCGCCUCUGGAGACGUUGAAGCCUUUCUCUAUCAGGGAGCAAUGGAGAGGGGCCUUUCUCCUAUUCCCAAGCCCAUCAUCCCUGUCCUCUCCCUUCCCCUCAGACGCGCUCUUCUUUCCCGCCCUUUUUACAAUCAUGGCACUUUGCCCCUAACCCACCAGGGGGAGCCCUCUGCUAAAAGAAGGUAGCGUCAUGCGCUUCCCCAUUGGUCCAGCGGAGGGCGAACGUCACAGCUGCCUUUCCUGAGGAGGCCGGGGAGGAAAUGACAUCACAAACGCUUGCCGCUCUAGGACGCCGCACUCGCUCUCCUUAACCCCUGGGGCUCCACAGGAGGCGGAGAGGCUGCGGGAGAGUCUGGCGGGGGGAGAUCCGGACGUGGCUCGGAUACACAAAGUCGAAACUAUUUGAAAUCUUUGCAAACCAAUUUUUUUCUCUUGGGGGAAGAAGAAAAAGAGCGGAAUCCCUUGCAGGGAUCAGUCCUGCAGCCCCAGAAAUGGUCCCGUGAAGGAAAAGGCAUCUGGAGACCCACCAGAGUCCUUGGAGCCAUUUGCAGUUGCUCUGCAGGACAGAGAAAGGAUGGAGACACAACCUUUUGGAAAGGAGGGAAGCGGAAAAGGCCCUUCAGCUGCUCAGCCUUGGAAGGGGGGAAAGCUCUGGACAAGGACUGGACAGGAGAUCCUGGAGGAGGAAACCAUCCUCCCUUCAGAAGUUCAGCCCUGGAACUUCACCCAAUGCCAGGAGGCUGAGGGUCUCCGAGGAUUUUGCAGCCAUCUACAUGAUUUUAGUAGGCGAUGGCUGAGAUCAGAAAAGCACACCAAAGAGCAGAUGCUGGACCUGGUGGUUCUGGAGCAGUUCCUGGCUCUUCUGCCCCCAAAGAUGGAGAGCUGGGUGCGGGAUUAUGGAGCGGAGACCAGCUCCCAGGCGGUGGCCCUGGUGGAAGGCUUCCUCCUGAGCCAGAUGGAGGAGCAGAAGGAGCAGGUCGACUUGCAGUGCUGCACUGUGGAGAUCAGAGGUCCUGAGGGAAAGAAGAACCCAUCAAAUCCCCCUCAGGAGCUAUUUUUCAGGAGGAUCCCUUGGAAGGAUCAAAGUCACUACACCUCAGGAGAGAAACAAAGAAUGAAAUUUUCUGGUUUCUAUGACGGUGAUCAAACAGAGGCUGAACCUCUAAAUCAAGAGAGUCUUGUGUCCUUCGAGGAGGUGGCUGUGUAUUUCUCUGAGGAGGAAUGGUCUCAGCUGGAUCCUGACCAGAAAGCGCUGCAUUCGGAAGUCAUGCUUGAAAACCAUAGGAACGUGGUCUCUCUCAGUAAUAAUGGGCAGGAGAAUCAAAAUUCCUGUGAACUGUUCCAAGUGAUCAAUGCUAAAGAUGGAACGGAGAAGUUUGGAAUUCGAAUGGAACCAGAAACCCAUGAUAGAAACCAGUCAAAUGAUUGGAAUCAGGAAAGCUCAUCUUCCACCGAUGGUCCGAUGCAAGACUUUCUUGCCCAACAGGAGAAAAUAAGGAAAAAAUAUAUUGGUGAAAGUGUGAAGCCAAUCAAAGCUAAAUUACAAGUAAAAGAACACUAUUUAAGCCAAAACAAAGGAGAAGAUGCUAUAAGAAAACACAAUGGACAAAGUUACAAUGGGACAUUCAUUCCUUCUCUUGGAAAUAAAUUCCUUACAUCUCAAAAAGUGACAGAUACAAAAGAGAAGCCUUACAAAUGUUUGGAAUGCGGAACAUGUUUUGGAACAAGCAGGCAACUUACUUCCCAUGAAGGGAUUCACACUGGGGAGAAGGUAUACAAAUGCAGAGAGUCUGGUAAAAGGUUCAGAAGACGUAGUAAUCUUAUUUCCCCAAAAAGGAUCCAGGCAGGGGAAAAGCCAUUUAAAUGCAUGGAGUGCAAAAAAAUCUUUGCUCGAAGAAGUACUCUUAUUUCCCAUAAGAGGAUCCACACAGGGGAGAAGCCGUAUAAAUGCAUGGAGUGUGGAAAGACGUUUGGUCAAAGAGGUCAUCUUAUUUCCCAUAAGAGGAUGCACACAGGGGAGAAGCCGUAUAAAUGCAUGGAGUGUGGAAAAACCUUUUCUCAAAGAGGUAGUCUUAUUCGCCAUAAGAGGAUCCACACAGGGGAGAAGCCGUAUAAAUGCAUGGACUGUGGAAAAACCUUUGCUGAAAAACGUAAUCUUAUUUACCAUAAGAGGAUCCACACAGGGGAGAAGCCGUAUAAAUGCAUGGAGUGUGGAAAGACGUUUGGUCAAAGAGGUCAUCUUAUUUCCCAUAAGAGGAUCCACACAGGGGAGAAGCCAUAUAAAUGCAUAGAGUGUGGAAAAAUGUUUUCUGAAAGAGGUCAUCUUAUUCGCCAUGAGAGGAUCCACAGAGGGGAGAAGCCGUAUAAAUGCUUGGAGUGUGGAAAAAUGUUUUCUGAAAGACGUAAUCUUAUUUCCCAUGAGAGGAUCCACACAGGGGAGAAGCCAUAUAAAUGCUUGGAGUGUGGAAAAAUGUUUGCUCAAAGAGGUAGUCUUAUUCGCCAUAAGAGGAUCCACACAGGGGAGAAGCCGUAUAAAUGCAUGGAAUGUGGAAAGGACUUUACUCGGAAAGUUAGUCUUAAUUCUCAUAAAAGGAUCCACACUCAGAAGAAACUGUAUAGCAAUAGUAAUUCCACUUAGACUUCUGGCUGGGGGCAAUUAGCCUAUAGUACUGCAUUCUAAUCACUGAUCCACCACAUUUCUAUAGAUGUUGAUAUUUAUGCAUAUUGUGCCUUUCAGAUCCAAACGAGACAAGGUAGAAUCCAACAAAAUGAAAUUUAAUGUGGAGAAAAGUAAGCUUUUACAUCUGGGCAGGAAAAACAGAUUACCUGAAACCUGGCUGGAUAAUAGUAACUGUGAAGGGUCCUUGGAGUCGGAAUGGAUGAUCAAUUAAGCAUGAAUCACCUGUGUGUGGCAGCAGCCAAAAAAAGCGAACACAAUCCUUGGUUUUAUAAACAGAGGCAUAGAAUCAAAAUCACAUGAAGUAUUACUACCACUUCAUAAUGCUUCAGUAAGACCACACCCGGAAUACCGCAUCCCCUUUGGGUCAUCAUAUUACAAAAAAGAUGUUGAAACUUUGGAAAAAGAGCAAAGAAGAGCAGCUAAGAUGAUUAAAGGCCGGAAUACUAAAAAAAGAACUGUUAUAGGAACUGGGCAUGGCUAGUCUAGUGAAGAGAAGGACCAGGGGAGACAGGAUAGCAGUGUUCCAAUAUUUGAGGGGCUGCCACAGAGAGGGUGGGGUCCAAGGCACCUGAAGGCUAGACAAGGAAUAAUGGAUGGAAACUUAUCAAGGAGCGAUUCUACCUAGAAAUAAGGAGAAGUUUUCUGACAGAACAAUCAACCAAUGGAAGAGCUUGCAUUCGAAAGUUGUGGGCGCUUCAUCACUGGUGGCUUUGAAGAAGAGAUUGGACUGCCAUUUGUCAGAAAUGGUGUAGGGUCUCCUGCUUGGGCGGGGGGUUGGACUAGAAGAGCUCCAAGUUCCCUUCCAGCUCUAUUCUGAUUUUGAUUUGGAAUCCUCAAUCCAUUCUGGUGCUUUUUUGCUAAGUAGGAGGUUUUAAAAGAAAGAUGAGUAUCAAUGGAGAUUAAGGUUAUUGUUUGCCCUCAAAGUGAUGUGUGGAUGCCAGUAUUUAAGUGAUACAUUUCCAGUAACUCCCUCUGAUGAGUAUUUUAUUUUAUUUUAUUUUAUUAAAUUUCUAUACCACCCUUCUCCCGAAGGACUCAGGGCGGUGAAAAUCCACAAAAUAAAACACAUAAGUACAAAAAUUUAAAAUAGAAUAAAAUGAAUUAAAUAAUUUGGCUGACACAAAUUUAAAAUACCCAAUAUUUUAAAAACAAAUUAAAAUUUGCAUUUAAAAAGGGGAGAAGAUUUAGGCCAGGCUGGCUUGCUGAAAUAAGAAAGUCUUGAGCGCGCGACGGAAGGUGCGCAGAUCCGGGAUCCUCCGUAUCUCUGGGGGGAGCUCGUUCCAGAUCGUAGGUGCCCCCACAGAGAAGGCUCUCCCCCUAGGGGCCGACAGUCGACAUUGUUUGGCCGACGGCACCCGGAGGAGCCCCUCUCUAUGGGAGCGUACUGGUCAGUGGGAGUAUAUCCACUAGAGCAGAGUUGCAGGCAGAAAUGCAAUUAGUCCUGAAUCCCUUACUAUUGUUUCAGCUUUUCUUCCUUUGCUUACUAUUGUCACAGUCUGCCUUUCCACCGUUUCACUUUAUGCAAGUAAUAACAGAGAAAGAAAACCAUAAGGAAAAGGGGGUUAUAGUGAUGCUGAAUUAGAAAAUGCAACUCAUAGGUUCUUUCUCCUUAUUUUGUGGUGGUCUUUCCUUGCCUUCCCUGGUGUUGCCCAUCUCUGGACUCACACAAUCUUAUCAAUACCUUUUUAAAGUGAAGUCUCCAGAACUGGACACAGUAUUCCAAAUGGAGUCUCACUAAAGCCCUAUGUAGAGGGAUAGGAGCUCCUUUUUGCUGAGGGUGAUACAUCUGGUGAUGCAUCUCAGAAUUUUGUCUGCCUUCCCAGCUGCCUGGCCACACUGCUUACUUACGUUGCAGUUAUCCUUGUUUCAGUGCCAUGGCAACUACUUUCACAUAAUUGUGGAAAAGAAGGAAAGAGAAAGCAGUGGUAGGGAUAUGUGGACACAUAUUAAGUUCCCAUAGGUAGGCAGCCUGCUGGCCAACCCAGGCAGUCCCUGAUUUACAAUAAUUUAUUAAGUAACCGUUUGAAGUUCCAAUGGCAAUAAAUGAUGGCUCUGACCUCCUCCCUCCCUCCCAAAUUAGACAUACUCCAGGAUAUCAGAAUGAAAACCACUCUGGUGUGCUAACAUUGCAAAGGAUCAAUCAAGAAGGAAGAUCUUUGGAAAUCAAUGGGGACCAAAAUAAGAUGUAAUUAAGAACUACUUCAAAAAAUUACUUCAGUCCUUCCUGAUGAAACACGCAGAAAUGCGAAUGGGAAGUUUCUCUGGGAUGUCCAGAUACCAAAAAUAAUCCAGCCUGCCAACAAAGGAGACAAUGUGUAGCUCAUGGUUGAAAUGAGGGGUCCUUGGUGGUCUCUGAGCUUGAUUGUGUUGUUGCAGACCUUUCAUUAGCCAAACGAGGGAAGAUCCUCAGUGCACCAACCAACCUCAGAGGGCACCAAGGACCCCUCAAUCCAACCUCCAUCCACUGUGUCAAAUUAAUCACUGUCUCAACCAGGAUGAAUGCAGAAGCAAGGAAAUGUUUUAGGCCAAAGACCUCUUAGGAUGUGAUGGAAUAAUGACUGCAUGCAGAAAGCUUUAGGGUGAACAAUGUGUAUGUCGUAACAUUAAAUAACUUAAAAUUAAGUAACUAGUCAUGUAAUUACUUGCUAAAGAUGCAUCAAAUUCUUAAUGGAGUCUUCAACUUUUCUUGUUUUGCAUUUGCUUUUCUUUUUCUCUUUUCAUUUAUGGUCCAAUGAUAUAUCCCUGCAUUCAAUUCUCCAAGGGGCUUGGAGUAACUAUAAUAAACUUAAGCAACAGAUGGCGACAGACCUGGCGAAAGGGGAAAAUUUGCAGCUUUCCUUAAUUGAUAGGAUAUCAACUAUUAAGAUGAAUAUUUUGCCUAGAAUUUUAUAUCUGUUCCAGACAAUUCCAGUUAGAUUGGGGAACGAUUUUUUCAAAGAUUUGAAUAAAAUGGUGUUAAAAUAUAUUUGGCAGGGAAAGGAGGCGAGGAUAAAAUUGAAGUUGUUACAAGAUGCUAGAAUACGGGGAGGCUUUGGUUUACCUAAUUGGGAACUUUAUUAUCAAGCAUCAAGCCUGAUGUCGAUUAAAGAAUGGAUAAAUUUAAGAAAUAUUGGAUUAUUGAAUCUAGAAGGGCAUGAUUUGUUGAUGGGGUGGCAUGCUUUUUUGUGGUAUAAAGGAACAAAAAUACAGGGGUAUUUUAGAAGACAGCACAUACUUGAGGCUCUGUUAUUGAAUUGGGAGAAGAUUAAAAAACAACAUUAUCUGAAAAUUCCAGUCCAGGUAUCUACAAUUGAAGCAUUUUCAUAUUCAGUAGUAUUCAGAAGGGAAGAAAUUGUUAGAUAUAGUGAAUUAAUGGAUGAAGAGUGAACUUAAACCGAGGCAAGAAUUAGAAAAACAAGGUUUCAAAAUGGAUUGGUUUUCUUACUUGCAAAUACAUUCUAGAUAUGAAGAUCUUAAACAAGAAGGUUUAUGACUAAUUUAGAUAAGAUUUUAAUGGGUUCUGAUGACUAUGUGAUUAAAAAAAUAUAUGGAUACUUGUUAGAGGUAAAAUUGGAAGAAGAACAAGUUAAAGAGUCAAUGAUAGCAUGGGGGAAAAUUUUGGUCAUGGUAUUGAUUUAGAGAAAUGACAAAAAUUGUGGUCUCAGAAUUAUAAAAUGACAAUGUCUACAGCUUAUAAGGAGAAUUUGUAUAAGAUGCUUUACAGGCGGCACCUACCCCUGACGAGGGUAGCCAGAAUGUUCAAGAAUAAAUCGGAGAAAUGUUGGAAGUGUCAUCAGACUCCAGGAUCAUAUUACCAUAUGUGGUGGACAUGUGUAGAAGCUAAAAGAUAUUGGACUAAGAUACACACGUGGUUGGAAAAAAUGACAAAGAAACAUAUUGACUUUAAACAGAGAUUUUUUAUUGGUGAUUUUACCAGAAACAUACAGCAGAGAAUUGCAAUAUUUAAUUGUGAAUGUUUUAACAGCAACUAGAAUUGUAUUUGCUAAAAAUUAAGAGAGAAAUUACCUACUGAUGUUAUUAAGAAAAUUAUGCAAUGUGCUGAAAUGAGUAAAUUGACAUUUGAAAUUAGAAAACAGGAAGAUAAACGAUAUUACUUGAUAAGGGAUUUGUUUUAUCAAUGGAUAGAUAAUAAAUCAUGGAAUUGAAGUAUGAAAUAGGGGGUUGAUGUAAAGACAAAAUAUCUGAAGCUUUUUUUUUCUAUAAAAGAUAAAAAUUUCUGUUAUAAAUUGGUAUUUUAGAAAUGGAUUUAUGCACAAGAGAAUAUGUACCAUUCGACUCACUGUCUGUAAUUGUUUGGAAUGAUGGUUUUAUGUUUGUUUUUGUUUUAAAAUAAAAAAAAAUUCAAAAAAAAAUUCUCCAAAGGUCUUAACCUUCCUAGUCACAUUUCUUGAGGUGAAUUCCCUACUGAAUCCCUAUGUAAAAAUGGUUUUUCCUCAUCAUAGUUUAGCUUUCUAUUCCUUUUUCAGGAUCUUCCUUUUCUUUCAUCAGAAGAGACCGGAGGGGUCCCUUUCCUUUCUCCUCCCCCCUUUGCUGAGAGGCUGAACGAAUAGUUUGGGAAGGGCAGCUGCAUGUAUUGAAUUAGAGAUAUAAAAAAAGAAAUAAAUUAAAAUCAUUUUCUUGAUUGUGGCCUUCCUGCCUGUGUCCCAUCUGCCUCCCCUUCAGGCGGAAGUUCCCAACAACUGCAAGACAAAAGCUGUCUUUCCCACAGAGACUCCUGGUCCUCUUCUGAUCGCCCGGCUGUUUCUGACAGGAUUUGGACCCUUUUGAGGCCUCCCACAAUCUCCGUGGAGCCUUCAGGGCGGCUGUUCUUGAGGUGUUACAAAGAGUUACUUAAUCCAAUAAACUUACCCAAGGACAGUAGUAACUCUCCCAUUAGCAACUCUGAGCACUUAAGAAAAGUUGUGCGGCUAAGAUAAUUUUGUAAACUAAGAUUAAUGCUUUAAGUAAUUAGAUGAACUUAUUAUCCAGUGUAUGUAACCAUAGAGGGAAAAUCGGAUGUAUGAUCUCAUGAUUAAUCAUAUAUGGAAAAUGUAUGAUCUCACUGAAUCCUUUGUCUUAGAAAUGUAUAAAAACCAUUGUAUCAGAGUUCUUUCUUUGUUCAAAGCUUCAGGUACAAAUCUGGCUCUGAACCUUGCGCAAUAAAGCUGUCUCUGACUGA
Messenger RNA from Pantherophis guttatus, 8043 nucleotides. The record is from RefSeq and is a predicted model, not a curated record. NCBI's taxonomy places the organism in Eukaryota, Metazoa, Chordata, Lepidosauria, Squamata, Colubridae.